AUGGACACCAGCAUGGAUGAGGAACAGCAAGACGAUCGUCCAAGGGUCCGCAACUCUCAAGCUUGUCUAGAGUGCAGAAAGGCAAAGAUCAAAUGCAACGGCAAACGCAAAGACGCACAGAACUGUUCUCGCUGCGAAGCAAAGGGUCUCGACUGCUCAUGGACAGCUUCCCGUAGAGGCAAGAAGCCAGGAACAAAAAACCUGGCAACACGUGCACGAGAACAGUCAGAAGCGCUCCAACGUCAGCUUGAGCAUCAACUACAGGCACGCACUCCAGAUUCCAAACUCGACCGCAGCUCCCCUGUUGCUCCCGACUCUUCUUCCAACUUGUCAUAUCGACGCAGUGUCGCAUGGGAUCGCCCUUAUCCUGGUCCAUCCAAUAUGCCUGCAUCCUACCAUCCCGUCGACACCGACCGUCAUCACCCUCACCCUCAGCACCACCAGCACAAUACAAACCGACACGGAUCCGACGCCAGCAACCAUCAGUCACCUCUGAGUGCAGUCACCACAUCUUCGUCAAAUUCUCAUCUCUACUCCACCGUCCCCACCGCCGCUUCCCCCAAUGGUCACUAUGGCAGUCAUCACAGCAUCGCGAGCAACGGCAGCAGCAGCCGACGCACCUCCAAAUACCACGACGGCCUUCUCAUCCGUGAAUCACGCAUGCCACCCUCUUCCACCAAUCCACUCCUCUGUCUCUCCGAGGCCGCCCUCGGAAAGCGAUGCACCGACUCAGACAGUGAACAAGACGAACUCGCCGCAGAGCUUGAUCCGGCCGACGAGGAUGCCCACAGUCCUGCAGCUUUUCUGGACAACAAGAAGCGUGGCUCGUCUCAUGCGUUCCCGCAUGAUGCCAUCAAUGAAGAAGACGACGCACAGGCAAAGUCCGCACGCGAUAUCUCUGCCAUGCUCGAGUCCAGUGGCUGGACACGAUCCUGUCUUGGUCAUGCUGCCUGCGAACGCGCCUCCUACUUCUCAGGUGCAUCUGCUUCGGCGAGUUGGGACACGCGUCGAUGCGAUCCUCUCGACCAAGGUAUCGUCACCAUGGACGACAUACACCGCCUCUUCAAGAUCUUCAUGGAAAGCGUCCACGAGCAAUUCUGCAUUCUCGAUUCUGUCAUUCACAAUCUGGCCACCAUCAAAGAGUCGUCCAAUUUUCUCUUCUCUGUCAUUCUCGCUAUCGCCGCUUCCAUCGAUCGCAGCCCACGCGCCGUUCAGCAGUUCCAGCAACUCCGUGCACUCGUCGACUCGCUCGUCGUAGAGGUGCUCAGCCGCAACGUCAAGAGUGUCGAGGUGGUCAAAGGUCUCAUCGUGUGGCCCAUGUGGGCGCACCUCACUCCACUCAUGGCCGAAGAUCGCGCCUGGCUGCUCAUCGGAACUGCCGCUCGUAUGGCAAAAGAGCUCGACCUUGCCAUGCGGGACGACACACCUCAGCAAGACGAGAUGGCUCGUCGAUAUGCACGAGACCGUUCCAGGACAUGGGCGCUGGCCGCCAUCAUGGAGAGGAGUUUCAGCUCUUUCUCUGGUCAGCGACCCAACACUACCCUUGAUGUGGACUGGGGUACGCUCAACGAUUGGCUCAAGUCACCUAUCUCGCUCGACGGUGACAUCCAGAUCGUUAGUUUCCUGCAUCUGCGCCGGAUCGAGGAGAUUAUGCGAACACGCAUCUUCAGUCAGAGUUACUACGAGGUUGGCUCCAUCGAAAGCAUCCGUGUCUCGGCCAACGUCUUGUUUGAAGCGUGGUACGAAGCUUGGUGCGAGCAUCCAGCCCUCGAAAAGCACCGACUCACUUCGACCAUCAUGCGCAUUAUCGGCUUGCACAUCCAGGUGCUCAUCAACACUCACGCUAUUCGAGAAUCCGAUCGAAGAAGGACUAUCUGUGAGGCAAACAACAUGCGCAUCCUUCGUGUCUGCGGCAACUCGAUGAAAGCUGCUCGCGAGAAUGUCGUGUCGUUGCUGACAGAAGCGUGCCAGCUCGCGCUCGACAACCUGCAAGGGGAAGCACAUACCAUCAGCCGUAUUGUAGCUGCCAUGCUGGGUUGGUCGGGUGUGCAUCUGCUCAAGAAUGGUCCGAUCGACACACGUGGAUUGGUGGUGCGACUCGGGCUCAUGCUUGCCGGCGACCCGCAGGAUUCGACCCACUCGCGAUCGUUCGCGCGCUUCUAUGGUAGAUUCAUCCUUUCUCUCAGUGCCGAGCUGGUCGAGAGGGAUCGUGCGGAGAAGUCGAGGAAGAAGAGACAGCGCUUGCGAGGGUCAUCUCAUAUGUCGGCCGGUUCGAGUGGGAUGGGUGCGCCUAGUCCGCGUGCCAAUGGUGAGCGAGGUGGUGCGCGAGGUACUGUUGCUUCAGGUUACGACCUUAAGAAUACAACAGCACCAUCGACGCCAGGAGCAGCAGGAACGAAUGCAGCCCCAGCCCCAGUCAGUGAGAUGGCAUUGGCUUUCGAAACUGCCGCCCACAAUGGUGUCCAGACGCCUGGUGUGGCAAGUCGAUCUCUUCUCUUCGGCUCAGCUGGUGUCAACCCUGCAUCGUCGUCCAUCCCAGGUGCUGCUGGCUACCCACAGCCCUACCAAGCCCACGCAAGCACCAGCAACAGCCACUUGGCUGGCGUACCAAACAACGGUACCAACGCUCCUUCUCUCUCAUCCGCCUAUCGCAACACCCCUCUCGGGGUGUCGGUAGGUCAGAACAACACCUCCGCCACUGACACGGUCGCCAACACCUGGUUAGGCACUGAUGACCUUCUGGAUCAGUACAUGCAAAGCAUCCUCCCCAUCUUCAAUGACUUUGACCAUGCAACCAACAACAGCAUGCUCAAUGGUAUUGGAGGCGGUGGUGGUGUCGGUGUGCCUAUCUCCGAACUCGGGCGUUAA
Ustilago hordei is the source of this 2868-nucleotide messenger RNA. RefSeq lists its product as uncharacterized. The coding region runs from base 1 to 2868 and encodes 955 amino acids. Gene Ontology annotation, molecular function: zinc ion binding; DNA-binding transcription factor activity, RNA polymerase II-specific; transcription cis-regulatory region binding. The record is from RefSeq and is a predicted model, not a curated record. NCBI's taxonomy places the organism in Eukaryota, Fungi, Basidiomycota, Ustilaginomycetes, Ustilaginales, Ustilaginaceae. The transcript has 3 exons. Gene Ontology annotation, biological process: regulation of DNA-templated transcription; DNA-templated transcription. Gene Ontology annotation, cellular component: nucleus.